Lachancea sp. 'fantastica' is the source of this 219-nucleotide messenger RNA. The record is from the annotation of a GenBank genome assembly. Lineage: Eukaryota; Fungi; Ascomycota; Saccharomycetes; Saccharomycetales; Saccharomycetaceae.
AUGAGUGCCCUUUUCAAUUUCCAGGCGCUUUUACAAGUUCUGCUUUUGCUGGUUUGCUCCUGUACAUACAUACACUCGCAAUGGCCAUCUCUAUUGGAUAGAUACAAAGAUCACAGCAUGUUGGGGGCAUUCUGGAAAUGCGCCCGUAUUGGCGAAAGGGCUAGUCCAUACGUAAGUAUAGCAUGUAUAGUCAUGGCCGUUAAUCAGUUUCAGGCAUGA